Scomber japonicus (chub mackerel) is the source of this 2148-nucleotide messenger RNA. RefSeq names its product nuclear receptor subfamily 2, group C, member 2 (gene nr2c2). NCBI's taxonomy places the organism in Eukaryota, Metazoa, Chordata, Actinopteri, Scombriformes, Scombridae. Gene Ontology annotation, molecular function: zinc ion binding; nuclear receptor activity; RNA polymerase II cis-regulatory region sequence-specific DNA binding. The record is from RefSeq and is a predicted model, not a curated record. The transcript is spliced from 15 exons. Gene Ontology annotation, biological process: positive regulation of transcription by RNA polymerase II; positive regulation of embryonic development; cell differentiation. Bases 164 to 2059 code for a protein of 631 amino acids.
AAAACCUUCAACCAUCAUCAUCAACGCGCUGGCUGGUGCGGGGUCACGAACUAUGACCUUUAACAGAAGACGAAAACCAAAGCUAAUAUUUUAUAAAAUAGCAGAGAGCGCCAAAUGUGAGAUGACCGCCGCUCGGAGACCUCACUAAUGACCUUACAUCAUCAUGACGGCCAACCUGAAUCUGCUCGCUCAGCAGAAAGUGGACUCUGAGCACGAGGCAGAGGCGUCAUCCUCUCCAUCAGACUCAGUGAUGAGUGAGUCACCACAGCGCUUUCAGGUCAUUUCCGCUGAGCCUGCCACAACACCACAGCGAAUACAGAUUGUAACUGACCAGCAGACAGGUCAGAAGAUCCAGAUAGUGACAGCGAUGAACCCGUCCAGUGCGCCCAAACAGCAGUUCAUUCUGACUACGGCGGAGAGCUCGGGGGCAGGCAAGGUCAUCCUGGCCUCACCAGAUAGCCACAACACUAAGCAGCUCAUUUUUACUGCUGCAGACAGCCUGAUGCCUGGAAGGAUACAGAUUGUCACAGAUCCAGUGUCAAUGGAGCGGUUGCUAGGGCAGUCAGGUGAUUUGAGCCGGCCACAACCGGUGGAGUACUGCGUGGUUUGUGGAGACAAGGCUUCAGGGCGUCACUACGGAGCGGUCAGCUGUGAGGGAUGUAAAGGCUUUUUCAAACGGAGCGUGAGGAAGAACCUGACCUAUAGCUGCCGCAGUAAACAGGACUGUGUCAUCAAUAAACACCACCGCAAUCGCUGCCAGUUCUGCCGGUUGAGGAAAUGCCUUAAGAUGGGGAUGAAGACUGAGUCUGUACAGAGUGAGAGAAAGCCCAUCGACGUCGUGCCCAGAGAGAAGCAUGCCAACUGUGCUGCCUCCACCCAAAAGAUCUACAUUCGCAAGGACCUUAACAGCCCGCUCAUCGCCACGCCAACCUUUAUCUCUGAUGCAGAGACAGAUGGAUCUAGAUCCAGCCUGCUGGACCAGGGGAUGCUGGUUAAUAUCCAGCAGCCUGUCAUGCAGAGUGAUGGGACUUUACUGCUGGCCACUGACUCAAAGAUGGAGUCUGGACAGGGAGACUUGGGGACACUAGCCAAUGUGGUGACAUCACUGGCAAACCUGAGUGACUCGCUAAAGGAGAACUUGAACAAUGGCGAUACCUCAGACAGCCAACACGAGGAGCAAUCUGCCAGCGAGAUAACACGUGCCUUUGACACCCUGGCCAAAGUCUUCAACCCGCCUGAAGUCGGGGUUGGGCAGAGUCUGGCAGAUAAGCUGCAGUGUGUGAGUGGAACAACCAUCCAGCUGAUCGGUCGAGACCAAGAGACUCCAAUCAUUGAGGUGGAGGGACCACUGCUCACAGACAGCCAUGUCAGCUUCAAGCUGACCAUGCCUAGCCCAAUGCCCGAGUACCUGAAUGUACACUACAUCUGUGAGUCAGCAUCCAGACUUCUCUUCCUCUCCAUGCACUGGGCACGCUCCAUCCCUGCCUUCUCAGCUCUUGGUCAGGAGGCUAACACCAGUCUGGUGCGAGCCUGCUGGAAUGAGCUGUUCACUCUGGGUCUUGCUCAGUGUGCUCAUGUGAUGAACCUGUCGACCAUCCUCGCUGCCAUCAUCAACCACCUUCAAAGCAGCAUCCAGGAUGACAAGCUGUCAGGUGAUAGGGUGAAACAGGUGAUGGAGCACAUCUGGAAGUUUCAAGAGUUCUGCAACAGCAUGACGAAGUUGGAGACUGACAGCUACGAAUAUGCCUACCUGAAGGCCAUAGUGUUGUUCAGUCCUGAUCAUCCAGGUGUGGACAGCAGCGGGCAGAUUGAGAAGUUCCAGGGGAAAGCCCUGAUGGAGCUGCAGGACUACGUGCAGAAAACAUAUCCAGAUGACACCUACAGGUUGACCCGCAUCCUGACUCGUCUCCCGGCGCUGCGCCUCAUGAACUCAAACAUCACAGAGGAGCUCUUCUUCACCGGCUUAAUAGGUAACGUCUCUAUUGAUAGCAUCAUUCCCUACAUCCUCAAGAUGGAGACGGCUGAGUAUAACAGCCAGGACUCUGACCCUACAGAAUGACACCCCGUCACUCCAGCACCCAGCACUGUUGAUUUUAAAAAUUCUUGAGUCUCCGCAGAGGGUACUCUCUUUGUCUCUUGAACCCAAAU